Molecule: messenger RNA, 228 nt
Organism: Daldinia childiae
Lineage: Eukaryota; Fungi; Ascomycota; Sordariomycetes; Xylariales; Hypoxylaceae
Exons: 4
Coding region: 1-228 (75 amino acids)
Source: RefSeq, a predicted model, not a curated record
AUGUACUUCAAAACUGCUAUCAUCUCUGCCUUUGCGCUCCUUUUCGCUGGCCAGGCUAUGGGCGCCGCUCUCAUCGCUACUAACCCAGAUGCUGCCUGUAACUGCCCAAACAACUGCUCCCAUGGGGAUGGCUCUGGUUGCAAGUACUAUGCCGGUCCCUCUGACAGUUCUUCGGUUGUUUCUGGUAAAUGUCGUAGGAAAAACGGAGCAUUGACCUGCGUUCCAUAA